Molecule: messenger RNA, 447 nt
Organism: Xylaria bambusicola
Lineage: Eukaryota; Fungi; Ascomycota; Sordariomycetes; Xylariales; Xylariaceae
Product: RNA polymerase Rpb6
Exons: 4
Coding region: 1-447 (148 amino acids)
Biological process (GO): DNA-templated transcription
Cellular component (GO): RNA polymerase II, core complex; RNA polymerase III complex; RNA polymerase I complex
Molecular function (GO): DNA binding; DNA-directed RNA polymerase activity
Source: RefSeq, a predicted model, not a curated record
AUGUCGGAUUACGGGGACGACAACGAUCUCGGCGGUGGCGAUGCCGGCGCCGACGAGCCCAUGUACGAAGAAGAAGAGGAGGUUUUCGAGGACGAGCUGGAUCCCGAAGUCCAGGAGGACGGCGAUGAUGACUUCAACCGACGUGGCAACGAAGAGGAGGAGAAUGUGGUCAUCGCAGGCGACCCUAGUGCUACCGCCAAUAAUGCUCAGAAAGGCCCCUCUGCCAACAAGUCCAUCAAAGACAAGAGAAUUCCCAACGAGGAGCGAACAACCACACCCUACAUGACCAACAUGAAUGCGCCGGUUCUCGUCGAUUUGGAGGGGGAAUCCGACCCUCUACAGAUUGCCAUCAAAGAGAUGAACGAGAAGAAGAUCCCUCUAAUCGUUCGCCGGUAUAUGCCUGAUGGCUACUACGAGGACUGGACCUGCGAGGAACUUCUACAGUGA